AGCGUCGUCGCGAACAGUGGAAGGGUGAAGAAGAAGAAGAAGAAGAAGAAGACGACGACGAAGACGACGAGGAGGAUGACCGACCGGCUUCCUCGUGCCGGCUGAACGGACCGACACUCACUCUACGCGAGUUGCACUCAUGCCGAGUGCACACGUGGUGGGGUGGAGACCGCACUGGCGUAGGUUCUGCUUUCCGUCGAUAAAUCACGCUCUCUUUUACGGUUACACACAGAUGUUCACGCAAGUAUAUCUGUUACACGUUCAACGGAUGUUGCGAAGAAAGUCACGACAUCCUGCAGCUCGCACGAAAUAUGCGCAGAGACCGUUUCUCGUUUCUCUGUCCUCGCAAAUAAUUCCCCGCACCGAGAUUUUAACGCGCUUUGCUCGUUCGAUGAUAUUAGCAGUGAUACAAGCGCAGACGGCCGAUGAAGAGUGGAGAAACCCAGGCGAGUCGAGGCCAGUCGACCGGGUCCCUAAGGCUAUUCCCUGACUACGCCGAUGAAAAAGGCUGCGACGAGGGCCUGGCGCGAUGAGUGGGAAAAGGUGGCUCCAGGAGUGGGAAGGGCUAACCAUUCGGUAGCAAAUGUUGGUAACCCGUCGCAAGGUCAAGAUCAGUCGGUUAAUCCCGUCCAGUCGGCCGAGGGCCUUGCACCUUGCACAACGAACGAUCCUGCCUCUUCACUUCUUCGCUCUCCCGUAUACGUGUGAUUUCGCGUCUCCGGUCCGCGGCAAACGCAUGAAUCAACGCUCGGCGCAACUGACGAUUGACGACGCGACACGGCGACUCUCCGAGACCGAUUAAGCGGAGAUCGCGUUCCUGGAGAACAUCCGGACAUCCUCUGGUUUUAAGUGUCAAUUCGUCGGGACUCGUUAGCGAUGGUCCUCUCGUUCGACACGCGACACACUUUCUGAGAACUUGGUGUUUCCUACGUAGUAAAUGUGUUUCGAUCCUUCCCCGUUGAGGCACAUGCCGGUAGCGAUACUAACGCGAACGCGGAUGCACUCGAAAUAAUUAUUCCGAGGUGUCGCUGCCGAGUGGAUCCUCAAUUGUACUCCCCACGUGGGUCUCUGUUAUGGAAACUUGCGUCCUGAUACCUAGAGAGUUCUCCUUGGUCCUCACCAGCGAUCAGUCAUCCUGCAAGAACCUCUUCAAAAAUGACUCGGGUACACUGGUCACCGAUGUGAGAAUCUCGGUAUGGUCGAACGUGUUCAUCCCGUCGGGGACCCUAAUCUAUCCGUUUCAAGGAUCGAUCAGAUUCGACAAGAUAGACCUUUACUCUCUCCUCGAUGACAAUGAUAUCAGACGUGAGUACGGCUGCUACGACGAAGUCUUCUUCUCGAACUACAACCUUAACAAGCGUCAAUGUAACUGGAUAAGGUUCCUCCGUAUCGUUCAGUCGUACAAUGAGCAAGUUAAUCUGAUCGGUACGAAAGUAAAGGGCGAGCCUAUAUUUGAGGUGAUAAAGGACGUUCAACCGGACACGGAGCUCGUAGCAUGGUUCCUGCCAGUAUCGCAACAGGAUUUCGUUAUCAUCUCGCACGAUGUGUGCUCCAGAUCAGCUAUCUACAGGUGCACCAUCGAUUCUAUUUUAGACGAGUCUCCGCUGGACUUGUCAAUGACGCUGCUCGCCCAUCAUUCUCUACCACCGAUAUCGCAUAGUUAUUACGAGGUGGACGAGUACGAAUCGACGUCCGAGGAAUCUUCGUCGUCAACGCUAUCGCUGGGCGGCGAUCACCUCGAUUGCAGCAUCCUGACGAUUAAAAGAGGAGAGAGGGUUUUAUUGCCCUGCGAAGUCUGUGGCAAAUCCUUCGACCGGCCGUCUCUCCUUAAGCGACAUAUGAGAACGCAUACAGGGGAGAAACCGCAUGUCUGCAUGGUGUGCAACAAGGGCUUCUCAACCUCGAGCUCGCUGAACACGCAUAAGCGCAUCCACAGCGGCGAAAAACCUCAUCAGUGCCUCGUCUGCGGUAAGAAGUUCACAGCCUCGUCGAAUCUCUACUAUCAUCGGAUGACUCACAUCAAGGAGAAACCACACAAAUGUUCGCAGUGUUCGAAAUCGUUCCCGACGCCGGGCGAUCUCAAGAGCCACAUGUACGUGCACAACGGCCUGUGGCCGUUCAGAUGUCACAUUUGCAGCCGCGGUUUCAGCAAACCGACCAACCUGAAGAAUCACAUGCUUCUGCACCUGGGAAGAUGUUCCAACAAAAAGUACAUCAAAUCUCUUUCCGAUUUGUGACCGACUGCAACUGCGAUUCCCGACAGUCUCGCCGAAGCAAACGUAAUGCCAUUGUCGCACGUGCGCUUUUAACGAAGGGAUAACUGCAUAUAUAGGCGUCCCUUCCUCCUGUUACGAUAAUUCAAGUCUUAAAGGGAAGCUGAGGUUGCUAGUGAACUAUUUUUUCACUAUAGCGAUGGUAAUUGCAGUUUCGAAAAUCCUCU
Molecule: messenger RNA, 2440 nt
Organism: Ooceraea biroi (clonal raider ant)
Lineage: Eukaryota; Metazoa; Arthropoda; Insecta; Hymenoptera; Formicidae
Product: zinc finger protein 182
Biological process (GO): regulation of transcription by RNA polymerase II
Cellular component (GO): nucleus
Molecular function (GO): protein binding; DNA-binding transcription factor activity, RNA polymerase II-specific
Source: RefSeq, a predicted model, not a curated record